Messenger RNA from Rhodofomes roseus, 669 nucleotides. Its product is annotated as kinase-like domain-containing protein. Lineage: Eukaryota; Fungi; Basidiomycota; Agaricomycetes; Polyporales; Fomitopsidaceae. Gene Ontology annotation, molecular function: ATP binding; protein serine/threonine kinase activity. The coding region runs from base 1 to 669 and encodes 222 amino acids. Gene Ontology annotation, biological process: protein phosphorylation. The transcript has 3 exons. The record is from RefSeq and is a predicted model, not a curated record.
AUGGACGGCACAACAUACGUUGCGAAGCGUUUCUUUAACAUCGGUGGUGACGGAGCCCCAGGCCGGCGUGUAUCCCCAUCACAGAACUACCAGAACCUCUAUCAGGAGGUGUGUCGCGCCAUUCAAGGCCAGUGGUUCCUUGACGAGUUCUACAAACUGGUUCGCCAGAGAGACAUCGAGGUCGACAUGUCUUUCCGCUUUGUUCGUCCGCUCCUCGCCAAAGAGGUCAUUGAUGAUCUUGGCAGCUUUUCGCUCGCGUCAGGCGUCUCGCAAGCAGACAUCGACAGUGACAGCGAACCUGACAAAGCCGGUGCUUACUGGCUUAUUAAACCUCGUCGAGCAGCCUCCGUUCGCCGCUGGAGCGGCACCAUGUCACACCCAGUUGUUGCCGGUCAAAAGGGGGCAACCAUGUCCGUGCUUGCCCAUUUUAUCUACGGUUACUCAAACUCCGAGCUCGUUGCUGCUGAUCUACAAAAUGGGUGCGUUCUCAUCUAUCAUAAUUUUCUUACGAUGUUGCACGAUACUGAUGUCAAUGCUACCCGAAGAAACUCUGGUGUAGGUGACCACGGUCAGGAAGGGAUAGAUGCUUUCAUUGAGCAACAUGAAUGCAACUAUCUCUGCAAGGAGAUGGGCUUGGUGACGGAAGGUGGUGGCAGUGACGGCGAUUAG